UACGAGGGAUCAAUAGACGACGAAACAGAUAUAGUUUCACCUGCUGAGAAAAUAGAUGAAGAAACAACCGACACCGAAACUGAUAAAGAUUCCCCUAAUGAAGAAACUAAUGAAGAAUCAACUGAUGAGGAAACAGAAGACAAGUCAGCUGUUUGUGAAGCAGAUGAAGAUUCAAUCAUUAUAGAAAAUAUCGAAGGCAACAAUGAUGAAGAUGCAGAUGAAAUAUCAACAGAAGAAGAAACAAAGGAAGGAGACAUUGAUGCAGAAUCAAAUGCAGUAUCAACAGAUGAGGAAACAGAUGAAGGUGAAAUUGAAGCAGAUACAGAUGAAAAAUCAACAAAUGAAAAAACAGAUGUAGGAGAAAUUGAUGAAGAAACAGAUGCAGUAUCUACAGAUAAGAAAACAGAAGAAGGAGAUAUUGAUGAAGAUACGAAUGAAACAUCAAUAGAUGAGAAAACAGAUGAAGGUGAAAUUGAAGCAGAUACAGAUGAAACAUCAACAAAUGAAGAAACAGAUGUAGGAGAUAUUGAUGAAGAAACAGAUGCAGUAUCUACAAAUGAGGAAACAGACGAAGGAGAUAUUGAUGAAGAUACAGAUAAAACAUCAAUAGAUGAGGAAACAGAUGAAGGUGAAAUUGAAGAAGAUACAGAUGAAACUUCAACAAAUGAAGAAACAGAUGUAGGAGAUAUUGAUGAAGAAACAGAUGCAGUAUCUACAGAUGAGGAAACAGAAGAGGGAGAUAUUGAUGAGGAUACGGAUAAAACAUCAAUAGAUGAUGAAACAGAUGAAGGUGAAAUUGAAGAAGAUACAGAUGAAACUUCAACAAAUGAAGAAACAGAUGUAGGAGAUAUUGAUGAAGACACAGAUGCAGUAUCUACAAAUGAGGAAACAGACGAAGGAGAUAUUGAUGAAGAUACAGAUAAAACAUCAAUAGAUGAGGAAACAGAUGAAGGUGAAAUUGAUGAAGAAACAGAUGCAGUAUCUACAAAUGAGGAAACAGACGAAGGAGAUAUUGAUGAAGAUACAGAUGAAACAUCAAUAGAUGAGGAAACAGAUGAAGGUGAAAUUGAAGAAGAUACGGAUGGAACAUCAAUAGAUGAGGAAACAGAUGAAGGUGAAAUUGAUGAAGAAACAGAUGUUGAAUCAACCAGUAAAGAAGAUACUGAAGGGGAUAUUGAUGUUGACAUAGUGGAUACAUCAAUAGAUGAAGGUAAAGAUGAAGAUUCAGUCAAUGAAGAAACAGAUGAAGGAGAUAUUGAAGCAGUCAUGUGUGAAGAAACAGAUAGGGUUUCAACUGAUGAAGAAGCUGAAGGAAGGGAUACUGAUCCAGACAUAUAUGAAGAUACAGAUACGGAAUCAACAGAUGAAGAUGCAGCUAGUGAAGGAGACAUUGGUUCAGAAAUAUCAACAAAUGAAGACACGGAUGAAGAAAAAAUUGAAGUGGCCAUAAAUGCAGAAACAGAUUGUGAUUCAGUCAUUGACGAAAAUAACGAAUGGGACAUGGAUGCAGACAUAGGCGAAAUCUCAACAGAUGAAUACACAGCUGAAGGAGACAUUGACGACGCAUCAGAAACUAACGAAAGGGAAAUUGAUGAAUGAUCAACAGAUGCAGAAACAGAUGAGGAUUCAGCCAAUGAGGAAACCGAUGCAAAAGAUGAAGACACCGAUAGAGGUCCAACC
Molecule: messenger RNA, 1680 nt
Organism: Mizuhopecten yessoensis (Yesso scallop)
Lineage: Eukaryota; Metazoa; Mollusca; Bivalvia; Pectinida; Pectinidae
Product: serine-aspartate repeat-containing protein F-like
Exons: 2
Source: RefSeq, a predicted model, not a curated record